CUUGUAAUUGGGGUAAUUUUAGUGGCUUAAUCAAAUUCUUCAAUGGAAGAAUCAGCCCUUUAUGCCAUGACGGGGCUACCCUCAGUCCCUCACCUCAAAAAAAGAAAAAGGAGGAACGAUCUGAUGGGUAGAACCUUUGGUCCUUUAAACUUAUAUGCCACACUCAUUCACUCCCCAUCCUUCAUCAGUAAUCCCCUUUGUUUUCUGUUGAUUUUGAACGAGGAUGGCAUACGAUGUUGUUUGGCCCGGUACAGCUGACGUCAUCGUGGUGUAGGUCAAAUGAGUCGCCGGAGUCCAGGCCAGCUAUCAACGUCGCCGGAGUUUCGGGAUGCUAACGAUUUCGUCGAGUCAGUGCCUGCUUCUUAAUCUUGUGCUCUAUGAUUACCACUAUCACUGUCUCCGGCAACAACAUCUAACUUCAUGUCAGAUUCGUUGAUUCAGAGGUUGGUUAGUCAAAGACAAAAGUUUUCUUUAUUCAAUACAUUUGGUUUUCUUGCACCAGAGGCUGUGGAGCUCCUCAAUAGAGUCCAACGGGUCAUGCAUUUUAAUGUCAAAUCUCCUAGAUCCACAAAUAUUGUUUUCAAAAGAAUUGGUUUUGCCAUCCAGAAAGGGCUAGCGGCGCAGCUUGUUGCCUGUUUGCCUUCAAUCGAUAUGUAUUGAACUUUUAUUAUCAAAAAAAGAAAACUUUGUUGCAUAGAUGUAUAUUUAACCCUCUUAAGAGGAGCUUUUAGAUUGAGCUUAAUAGUUAUCCCC
This is a messenger RNA of Lactuca virosa, 753 nucleotides long. The record is from the annotation of a GenBank genome assembly. NCBI's taxonomy places the organism in Eukaryota, Viridiplantae, Streptophyta, Magnoliopsida, Asterales, Asteraceae.